Molecule: messenger RNA, 2100 nt
Organism: Arthroderma uncinatum
Lineage: Eukaryota; Fungi; Ascomycota; Eurotiomycetes; Onygenales; Arthrodermataceae
Product: recessive suppressor of secretory defect
Exons: 3
Coding region: 1-2100 (699 amino acids)
Biological process (GO): phosphatidylinositol dephosphorylation
Cellular component (GO): endoplasmic reticulum
Molecular function (GO): phosphatidylinositol-4-phosphate phosphatase activity
Source: RefSeq, a predicted model, not a curated record
AUGUCAUCGAAUCUCCCUUUCCGUGACAUCAACCUCCACGCUUCGCCGCGUUGCUAUGCAUUUAGAUCUGCAUCUUCCUCUUCGGCUCCUAGCUUGGUUAUCGAACGGCCCACGGGCGAGUUGAAGCUUGAAAAUGCCUCCGCACAUGGCGCGAAACGGAUCUCUAGCAUUGCUGGAAUAUUGGGCAUUGUCAAAUUGAAGCUUGACAAAUAUAUUAUCGUUAUCUCGAAGGCGAGGCCCAUGGGAAGAUUGAGAGGCCAUAUGGUAUACAAAGUCGUUACGACCGAAUUCCUCCCUCUCCGCGAGACGCCGCUCCACGACCCAGACGAGGAUGCCUACCUGGCCCUACUCAAGCGAAUGCUAGCCACUGGGCCGAUGUACUUCUCCUACUCGAUAGAUAUUACCAACAGUUUCCAGCGCCAGUCGCAGAGCGAUCCUUCGCAACCUCUCUGGAAACGAGCAGACGAUCGAUUUUUUUGGAACCGAUUCAUCCAGACGGACCUGAUAGAUUUCAGCUCGGGGUUGUCGGAAAACACAGGGAUUAGAAAUGGACAAUCAUCAGACGUCGAUCCGUAUAUAUUACCUGUUAUGUUCGGGAUGAUGCGUAUAACGCCUGCCAAAAUUAAAUCUACGCCGUUUACUUUUGCUCUCAUAACUCGCCGCUCGAGGUUCAGGGCAGGAACCAGGUAUUUUUCCCGCGGGAUUGAUGAGCAGGGAAACGUCUCUAAUUAUAAUGAGACGGAGCAGAUUGCUAUUUUGAAUGAUGCUGCUGGAGGGGUGUCUGGGUUUGGUAUGGGUGACAACAAAACAGGAGAAAAGAGCCAUCAAGACCUUCAUGUGUUAUCAUUUGUCCAGACGAGAGGGAGUAUUCCUGUCUUCUGGGCCGAAGUUAACAACCUUCAUUAUACGCCAAAACUCACCGUGCGUGGAGUGGACGCUGCAGCCUCAGCAGCCCGAAUGCACUUUUCAGAGCAAAUCAAGAUCUACGGGGAAAAUUACCUGGUGAACUUGAUCAACCAAAAAGGCCGUGAGGAGAAGAUGAAAAAAGCAUAUGAGCAGAUGAUGAGACUGCUAGUAUCUUCUCCCACCGAAAGCAGAGAGGCCGACCAACUCACAUCGGAAAAAACGCACACCUUAGAAUCAUCUGUCAAGCAGCAAGAAAUGGAUCGCCUCCAUUACAUAUACUUUGACUUCCACAACGAGACCAAGGGCUUGCAAUGGCACCGUGCAGAGCUUCUCCUGAACCGCCUUAUCGACGGUCUACAACGCGGCCAAUAUUUUAGUGGUACCGAGUCGUUAGGCAAUCCAUCAGGCUCUCUGGAUACCAGAAUGAUGCAGUCCUCCGUGGUCCGAACUAACUGCAUGGAUUGUUUGGACCGAACAAACGUUGUCCAGAGCAUGCUCGGUCGUUGGGCGUUAACGCGACAAUUCAUCGAUUGCGGAAUCCUACAGCAAGGCGAGAAGACUGACGAUGACCUGGUAUUCCGAGAUCUCUUCCGCAAUGUGUGGGCUGAUAACGCAGAUGUUGUCUCCAAGUCGUAUUCUGGAACCGGUGCUUUGAAGACCGACUUUACUCGUACCGGCCAACGAACAAAGGCCGGUGUUCUCCAGGAUGGAAAUAACUCUAUAACCAGAUAUAUCUUGAACAAUUUCAUGGACGGCCCAAGACAAGAUGCUUUCGACCUCUUCCUCGGCACAUACCUUCCGCCUACUACUGUGGCAUAUGUAUUCGCGGACCGACGGCCACUUAUCAUCCAGUCUAUUCCAUAUAUCCUUGGAGCAGCUAUUUUCAUGAUUUUGGUAGCUAUGUUCACUCGACAGCUGCCUGAUUCAGCUGCCUGGCCAUUAAGGAUCUUCCUCAUCUUCUGGAUCGUUGUCGCUGCCUGGUGUCUACGAUUUAUUCAUUCCCAUGGCAUGCUAUAUGUAAAUUGGCCGAAGCUCAACACCCCAGCUGCCGGAGCGGAAGGAUAUGCUGAAGCUCUGCGUCGGGCAGGCAGCGAUAAAAUCAUUGGCGAUUUUAUACCAACCGCGAGGCAUCAGCGUGGCGUGAGCAAUGCACGGUUAGGUUUUAUGGAGGAAGGAAAGAAGAGGAUAGAAUAG